ACGCGUCAUCCGAUCGAAGCAAUUCCGAUAGAUAAUGAGAUCGAGCCCAAGGACGAGCGCGUUCUUCCGUAUUACUGUAAUGCGGAUGCAGCGUUCGUCGAAUUAUCACGCAGUGAUUUUCAUUAUUUGCGUUUUUCUUCUUUUUGUCUCUUUUUGCGUCCUGUAGAAGCGUAUUCUUUGUCUGAUGAUUGAUUAUGAUAUAGUUAGUGGCCGUUUUAUAAAGUAGCUUUUUACCGAGUUUAGUUUCUUAUUUAGUUAUUAUUUUAGAUUGAUUAAUUGAUGUUAGAAAUUAUUAUACAGCAUUUUUUCUGAAAUUUAUCUGCGUUCUCUUCUAAAAUCAAGCAUUGACGCAUUGGAUUUUACAAUUCUAUAAUACAUUGCUUUUGACAUGAUAAUCAUACUGGAUUUAUUUUAUAAAUUAUUUUGCCACUUGAUCACUCUUAAUCAUUUUUAGUAUCGAGUCUUUGCUAAUUAACAUCUCAGCAAGAUCAAUAACAUUUCAGAAGCCUCAGUAGUUCUCGAUUUAUAAAUCAAAGUAAAAAGAUCCAAAUUAAACGGUAUACAAAUUGAAAUAUCAAAAUGUGCGUCAUCGAAAUUUGAUUCCAUCACGAUUGGUCUUGAUAAUAGACUACCCUUCGUAGAAAGGAAAUGCAAACAUAAUGCACCACUUUCUCAAUACUUUCUGCGACUAUAUAUCCACCGAAAGAAACCUAAAGAGCGGAAGCGAACACUUGUCGAGACAAAUCGAUCAUUCAUCACCUAGACGUCCGAGCAAUGAUCCAAAUCGAUUUUGAGAAUCCCCAAUCCGAUUAUCAUCACUUGGAGGAAACCCAAACGGAAUUGUUCACGCGUUCCUUGUUUGCAGGAAGCUCUUCACUUAUUGUUAGAUUGCCCCCAGCUUUUUCGAAUCUCAGCAUCUCCGACGCGGAUUCGCACUCUCUCCCACUAUCGAUAUAUUUGCCGGUCAGUUACGUUACCGUGCGUUCGCGUACCACCAUUUAAAUAGUCGAGAUCGGAACGCAACACGCGCUCGCGACAGCAGCGAGUCCUCCGUCGUGCGUCCCGUAUGAGUCGCGCACGAUCGACCGGCCGCGUCGAUCGCCGGCACUUUUCACACAAUUCCUGCGUCGGAGAACAGAACGAAGGAGGCUGCUCCCUUGCACACUCGGAAUACACGUACCCGAAGAAUGUCGUCGACGGUGGUGAAGACUCCCGUGAAGCGUCGCAGAGGCAGAGGCGGUAGAGACGACGAACGAGAAACCUGGUCAGGGAAGCUUGAUUUUCUGCUAUCGGUCAUCGGUUUUGCCGUCGAUCUCGCUAAUGUGUGGCGAUUCCCGUAUCUUUGCUACAAAAACGGUGGUGGGGCGUUUCUGGUUCCCUACUGCAUCAUGUUGGUGAUCGGCGGUAUACCUCUGUUCUAUAUGGAGCUCGCACUCGGUCAGUUCAACAAAAGGGGUGCUAUCACAUGCUGGGGCCGACUGGUACCACUUCUGAAAGGCAUCGGAUAUGCGGUUGUUCUGAUCGCAUUCUACGUUGAUUUCUACUAUAAUGUCAUCAUCGCCUGGUCGCUCCGCUAUUUCUUCGCUUCGUUUUCCACCAUGUUGCCGUGGACCACCUGCGAUAAUGCUUGGAACACACCGUUGUGCCGCGAGUUUGACGCGAACGUUUCGUACGCAUUUGAGGAUACGGUAGCCAACGAGAUGAACGAGAAUUUCGGCAAUAUCACUCGGUUUCUUGAUCAAGGAUCAAAUGUGGCUCAGAAUAUUGCGGACAACCAUACAUUGUACACGAGCGCUGCGCACGAAUACUUUAACCGCGCUAUCCUGGAGUUGCACGAAAGUAAGGGCUUACACGAUCUUGGUGCCAUUAAGUGGGACAUCGCUCUAUGCUUACUCGUGGUCUAUCUGGUCUGCUAUUUUUCUCUGUGGAAGGGCAUCUCGACUUCCGGCAAGGUGGUAUGGUUCACUGCUCUCUUCCCUUAUGCAGUCUUACUGAUUUUGCUAAUAAGGGGCAUCACUUUGCCGGGCAGCACCGAAGGAAUCCGUUAUUAUCUCAGUCCAAAUUUCACCGUUAUCACGAAGGCAGAGGUGUGGGUGGAUGCGGCGACGCAGGUGUUCUUCUCUCUGGGACCGGGAUUCGGAGUGCUAUUGGCAUAUGCGAGUUACAACAAGUAUCACAAUAACGUAUACAAAGACGCUCUAUUGACGAGCGUAAUUAACAGCGCAACAUCCUUCAUCGCUGGAUUCGUCAUAUUCUCGGUGCUCGGUUAUAUGGCACGCGCCAGUGGGAAGUCCAUUCAGGAUGUCGCCACUGAAGGACCUGGUCUGGUCUUCAUCGUUUAUCCAGCAGCGAUCGCCACUAUGCCCGGCUCAAUGUUUUGGGCACUCAUCUUCUUCAUGAUGCUACUCACGCUUGGUCUGGACAGCUCGUUUGGAGGCUCAGAAGCGAUUAUAACGGCACUCAGCGACGAGUUUCCACUGAUCGGCAACAAUCGCGAGAUCUUUGUGGCAUGCUUGUUCACUCUAUAUUUCUUGGUCGGACUUGCAUCUUGCUCACAGGGCGGGUUUUAUUUUUUCCACUUGUUGGAUCGAUACGCGGCUGGAUACUCGAUGCUAAUCGCCGUUUUGGCAGAAACAAUCGCAGUUAGUUGGAUCUAUGGAACAGACCGAUUUUGCGACGACAUUAAAGACAUGAUUGGAUUCAGACCCGGUAUUUACUGGCGUGUAUGCUGGAAAUUCGUAGCACCGCUCUUUCUUAUGUUCAUUAUUGUCUACGGUCUAAUAGGUUACGAACCAUUAUCGUACGAAGAUUAUGUUUAUCCUGUUUGGGCUAACAUAUUGGGAUGGCUGAUCGCAUGCUCCUCUGUCAUUAUGAUUCCAAGUAUAGCAAUUUACAAACUCUGCAGCACACCCGGAUCCUUCAUUCAAAGGUUGAAGAUUUUGACAACGCCGCAACGGGAUACGCAACGUCGGAGGAACGACGUCUCCUCUGUGGCGAACGGCGCGAUCCGUCGAAGCUUCAUGGUCGAGCAGGACUUCGAGAUCACGAAAAAUCACGAGCUAACCAAGGAACAGACGGAGGUAAUGAUCCAACCUAGGGAGGGUGUCAAGGGGAGCGAUCCGCCCCCCGAGCCAGUCUAGGACAGUGCGGUUGUGAUUUUGCACGGUGCACGGUUCCAAGUAUACCUCUGCUAGAGCACGAUCGCCGAGCAAGGUCCUACGAUGAUGAUAACAUACCACCGAUCGAACGAGAACAAGUCCUUACGCGGCACGACACUCGCGCGGACACCCAAUUUAUAUUUUAAGACACCAACUUGAAUGACAAUAAGGUCCCCCUUUUCGAGUCACAGUUGAGGCCUACGACUCGGGAUUCUCAUUGACGUUAGCGCGUCGGAACCGAUUUUGAACUACCGUCGAUGAGAACAGUAUUGCGUUAUAUAUUUUAUGAAGAUUGUCGCGUAACCGAAUAACUGAAUGUUUCGGGAAGAAACGAUGACGUUUUAUUACCGUGACGUCGUCGGCCUCACUUUCCCGCGAACGACCAGAGUCUGAUGACCCUUCGCGAUAAUUCCUCAUUCCGUAGGUGUAAUCAGGCGCGUUACGGAAUACGACGAUUCGCGCUAGCAAGCGAUUACGGACGUGCUCGUCGAGUUAUCGUUAAACGAGAACAACGCGAGAUUUAUUCAUCAUCAUUUGAACAACAGCUUUAAACUUAGGAUAACCGUUCAAGUGCAGAGCCUAGUUUAGCGUAGCCCCGAUCAUUUACUAGCAUCGCAAUAAUGAUAUUUUGGAUUUGCGGCGACCAAUGGACUUGCUUCGAAAUAUUUCACGACAACCACCGUUACCUGUGGCAGGCCUUUCCUCCCCAUGAGGAGGAGUUCCUACUCGUUUCGCGGUGUUUCGCACUUGGAACGAAAUUCGUUCGUUUGACGAUAUUAUUUAUUUUGAACAACGGAUCGUGCAUAAUCGCAAAGUAUACUCGCUGCGUAUAAAAAGAUGUUAUAAAACAGAGAUAUUAUAAUGUUAAGCGCUAUUUUAGGGAGAAAGAUUUACGCGACUUCGAUUAAUCGAUCGUCACUGACGAUUCUCAUUCCCGAUGUCACCGUACGUCUUCAACACCGAAGAAGUAGAAUCGAGAUCAGUUGACGGUCAGCGUUAAUCGGCGUCGACGCUUUAGCGAAUUAGACGAAUUAUAUUUGAUGACUCAAACGCUCUCACGUUGCCCUGAACUCCGUAAGUCCGGGGGCGACGAAUGCUGUGUGGACUAUACGCAAAUUAUAAUAAUCACCGAUGAGGUGUUGUUAAGCAAUCUCUUAGAUCUUAUUGCCGAUGUGAAUACGCUUCAUCGAUAUCCUCCUCGCUCGAGUAACAGCAAACUCUAAGCAUAAAGUAAUCCAAUUUUUACAUAGACGCCGUUCUCGAUUGUGCUUGGGUUCGCUGCAAUUUUCUAGUCAUAAUAGUCGUGUAUGUACAUAUACGUACUUGUCUUCAUAUUUUCUCGUAUAUAUAUAUAUUUGUUAAAGAUCCGAGAAUGUAUGGCGAGUGCUUCUUCUCGAAUGGCUAGAAAAUUGAGCUUUUACAUGACCGCGAUUCUACCUGUAUUAAUAAUAAAAUUAUCAGCCUGCGUUACCGUUUCUU
Messenger RNA from Ooceraea biroi (clonal raider ant), 4637 nucleotides. RefSeq names its product Sodium-dependent dopamine transporter (gene DAT). Gene Ontology annotation, biological process: sodium ion transmembrane transport; amino acid transport; dopamine uptake involved in synaptic transmission. The record is from RefSeq and is a predicted model, not a curated record. Gene Ontology annotation, molecular function: dopamine:sodium symporter activity. NCBI's taxonomy places the organism in Eukaryota, Metazoa, Arthropoda, Insecta, Hymenoptera, Formicidae. Gene Ontology annotation, cellular component: axon; presynaptic membrane; plasma membrane.